GGGAUCGGCCUUAAACCCACCCCAACUCGAAAAUCCCAAAUCAGAGUUCUAGGGUUUUAUCGUAGACUUUCGAUCAUUCCUCUGUUCGGCGAAAAAUGUUUCCAGGAAUGUUUAUGCGUAAGCCUGACAAGGCUGCUGCACUCAAGCAGCUCCGAUCACACGUUGCUAUGUUCGGCGUAUGGGUUGCUGUAAUUCGAGUCACCCCCUAUGUUCUUCACUACCUUUCCGACGAGAAAGAAGAACUCAAGCUCGACUUUUAGAAGUUGAUGCAAUCAGCAAGAUGGUAGAUCUGGAAAAGACAAAAGGGAGUAGAGGAUGCUCAAAAAACAGGUAUUUGUGUGAUUAUAAAGUGAUUGUAGGGCAUAUGCCCUUAUUAAUGUAGAUUGUAGGGUAUAUGAUGUCACGAGUUCCCAAUAAUUCAGAGCGUCACUGUAGGGCAGAUGUUGCCCCUAAGUUCCUGUAUGCAAUUUAAGACUGUUUCUGCAGGGGACAUCAUGUCCAUGCUUCAAUUAAAUCUUCUUGGCACCAUAUUGUUUGGCUUCAUUUCACA
Messenger RNA from Cucurbita pepo subsp. pepo (vegetable marrow), 550 nucleotides. It is a transcript of the gene TOM6, whose product is annotated as translocase of the outer mitochondrial membrane 6. The record is from RefSeq and is a predicted model, not a curated record. Gene Ontology annotation, cellular component: mitochondrial outer membrane translocase complex. NCBI's taxonomy places the organism in Eukaryota, Viridiplantae, Streptophyta, Magnoliopsida, Cucurbitales, Cucurbitaceae.